Messenger RNA from Symphalangus syndactylus (siamang), 1080 nucleotides. RefSeq names its product retinol binding protein 4 (gene RBP4). Lineage: Eukaryota; Metazoa; Chordata; Mammalia; Primates; Hylobatidae. Gene Ontology annotation, biological process: retinol transport. The record is from RefSeq and is a predicted model, not a curated record. Gene Ontology annotation, molecular function: retinol binding; retinol transmembrane transporter activity.
CCGCCAGGUUGACUCGAGCGUCCUGCCAGAGCCACUGGCCCCGGAGGCCACCCUAGACCGCAGCUGGCAGCCGCUGGCACGAGUGCAGGGUAACUGAGCCAGGGCCACUGGCGCAUUUGGCCUGGCCGAGGCCACCCCGCGCGGCCGUUCCACCGUGCCCGAGGCUGUCCUGGAGGUGAGGCCGGCCCACGGGGACCCUGCCCGUGCCCGGGCGCCGGGCGGAUUCCUGGGCAAGAUGAAGUGGGUGUGGGCGCUCUUGCUGCUGGCGGCGCUGGGCAGCGGCCGGGCGGAGCGCGACUGCCGAGUGAGCAGCUUCCGAGUCAAGGAGAACUUCGACAAGGCUCGCUUCUCUGGGAUCUGGUACGCCAUGGCCAAGAAGGACCCCGAGGGCCUCUUUCUGCAGGACAACAUCGUCGCGGAGUUCUCCGUGGACGAGACCGGCCAGAUGAGCGCCACGGCCAAGGGUCGAGUCCGUCUUUUGAAUAACUGGGACGUGUGCGCAGACAUGGUGGGUACCUUCACAGACACCGAGGACCCUGCCAAGUUCAAGAUGAAGUACUGGGGCGUAGCCUCCUUUCUCCAGAAAGGAAAUGAUGACCACUGGAUCAUCGACACGGACUACGACACGUAUGCCGUGCAGUACUCCUGCCGCCUCCUGAACCUCGACGGCACCUGUGCUGACAGCUACUCCUUCGUGUUUUCCCGGGACCCCAACGGCCUGCCCCCAGAAGCGCAAAAGAUUGUAAGGCAGCGGCAGGAGGAGCUGUGCCUGGCCAGGCAGUACAGGCUGAUCGUCCACAACGGUUACUGUGAUGGCAGAUCAGAAAGAAACCUUUUGUAGCAACAUCGAGAAUCUAGUUUCAUCUGAGAACUUCUGAUUAGCUCUCAGUCUUCAGCUCUAUUUAUCUUAGGAGUUUAAUUUGCCCUUCUCUCCCCAUCUUCCCUCGGUUCCCAUAAAACCUUCAUUACAUAUAAAGAUACACGUGGGGGUCAGUGAAUCUGCUUGCCUUUCCUGAAAGUUUCUGGGGCUUAAGAUUCCAGACUCUGAUUCAUUAAAAUAUAGUCACCCGUGUCCUGUGA